ACCGCAGGGAGGGCAGGAGGCUGGAGCGCCUGCUGCCCGCCCGCCCGCGCGUAAAAUGGUCACCUCGGCUGGACAGCUCGCCCUGUUCGCGCUGGGUAUCGUGUUGGCUGUGUGCCAAGCCCUAGAGAACACCACAUCCCCCCUGAGCGACCCACCUGUGGCUGCAGCUGUGGUGUCACACUUUAACGAAUGCCCAGAUUCCCACACUCAGUUCUGCUUCCAUGGAACCUGCAGGUUUUUGGUACAGGAGGACGAGCCAGCAUGUGUCUGCCACACUGGCUACAUCGGUGCACGCUGUGAGCAUGCAGACCUCCUGGCUGUGGUGGCCGCCAGCCAGAAGAAGCAGGCCAUCACUGCCUUGGUGGUGGUCUCCAUUGUGGCCCUGGCUGUCCUCAUCAUCACAUGUGUGCUGAUACACUGCUGCCAAGUCCGAAAACACUGUGAGUGGUGCCGUGCCCUCAUCUGCCGGCACGAGAAGCCCAGUGCCCUCCUGAAGGGCAGGACUGCUUGCUGCCACUCAGAGACAGUGGUCUGAAGAGCCCAGAAGAGUUUGGCC
This is a messenger RNA of Castor canadensis (American beaver), 556 nucleotides long. Lineage: Eukaryota; Metazoa; Chordata; Mammalia; Rodentia; Castoridae. The record is from RefSeq and is a predicted model, not a curated record.